CCGUUUUACCAACUUUUAUCCAUUCACGCAUUCUUAAAGUCUGGGGAGAAUGUCAAACAAGUACCGCUAUGUUUCGUUUUGAUGUCGGGCAAGAAGAGACGAGAUUAUAAGAAGGUUUUUCAAGCUGUGCUAAGGUUAAUGCCAUCAACAAAUGUGGAGAAGUUUGUGUUAGAUUUUGAGGCCGGGUUGUGGCAGGGGUUACGAGAUGUUUUCCACGAGCCGCAAAUACAGGGGUGUGCCUUUCAUUUUGGACAAGCUUUGUGGCGUAAAGCUCAAGAUUUGGGGUUACAGAGUGCCUACAGCAACAAUGAUAAGGUAUAUAAACUGAUGAGGAAGACAUUCGCGCUCCCACUGCUGCCACAUGAAGAUAUUGAGAAGACAUUCGAUAAGCUACAGAGUCAAAAUACCGACGAAACCUUAGGCCAGUACUUUGAAUAUAUCAAAUCAACAUGGAUCAACAGUGACAUCUGGAGCCCUGAAAAUUGGUCCGUCUUCGGGUGUUCUAUCAGAACUAACAAUGACGUUGAAGGUUGGCAUGCUCGUCUUAACAGACGUGGGACGUCAAGGGUAACCUACCCUUCUACUUGUUAACUACUCUAUUGUUCCAGGAAGCCUGUGACAUACCUAUGAUCUACAAACUGGUGAAAGAAUCCAAACUUAGAAGAAUUCAGCGAAAGUCCACAAGAACCAUACAAUCUA
Molecule: messenger RNA, 699 nt
Organism: Ruditapes philippinarum (Manila clam)
Lineage: Eukaryota; Metazoa; Mollusca; Bivalvia; Venerida; Veneridae
Exons: 3
Coding region: 82-591 (169 amino acids)
Source: RefSeq, a predicted model, not a curated record